This is a messenger RNA of Dictyostelium purpureum, 681 nucleotides long. RefSeq lists its product as uncharacterized. The record is from RefSeq and is a predicted model, not a curated record. NCBI's taxonomy places the organism in Eukaryota, Evosea, Eumycetozoa, Dictyosteliales, Dictyosteliaceae. The transcript is spliced from 4 exons. Bases 1 to 681 code for a protein of 226 amino acids.
AUGGAAAAGUAUACACUUACAGAACAAAAUCAAACUAACUACAUAUCACUCAAAAAUAUUAUCAAAAAUGAAUUUAAUCAAGGGGUUUAUUUUUUAUCUGGGGAUGAAAAUAGCGGGAAAUUGGCAAUAAUAGAAUCAAUAUUAAUAGAUUUUAAAAAAGUUUGCUUGAAAUAUGAUUAUAGAGAAGGAAAUAAAAAUAAAAAUAUUUUUAAUAAUAAUAAUGAAAAAUCAGAAAAUAUAAAUAUUGUUUUGUUUUCAAAGCUAUCAAGUUUUGGAUAUUAUAUUUUAAAUAUUGUUAAAAAAAAUAAUUUUGAAAUCAUUUUAAAUUUAAAAUAUCAAAAAAAUUAUGUUUUAACAAAAAAUGAAAAAAUAUUUCUAGUGACUAUUUAUUCUUUAUGUGAAUGCAGUAAUAGAAAAAAUACAAGAGAUAAAACAACAAUUGGUUUCAAUUUAAAUUAUUAUUUCAAUAUAAAAGAAAUUCAAAAUGAAGCAUUAAUAUUAUUUUGUUUUUUAGAAAAAGAAGAUUUCAAAGCCAAAUAUUAUGUAAAAGGUUUAUUAGAAAAUAAUCUUAUUUUUGUUGACAAUAAAAAAAAUAUAAAAAUAAAUAUAAAAAUAGAAGAAAUUAAAGAAUAUUGUAUGGAUUUAUCAUUUUUUCAAAAUUUUUUAUUUAUUAAAGAAUAG